AUGGAAGAUGCGGAUCAUGAUCAUACAGUCGACUCCAUUCGACGAGGUAGCCAAAUCAUGGGCCAUCUCAAGAAAUUAAUGGUGGCUAAUCGUGGUGAAAUAGCUAUUCGAGUCUUUCGAAGCGCACAUGAGCUUUCAAUGAAAACGGUUGCCAUAUUCAGUUAUGAGGAUAGGUUAUCAAUGCAUCGUUAUAAGGCUGAUGAAGCUUAUCAAAUCGGUAAUCCAAGUUCAUAUUCACCAGUCGCUGCUUACCUUGCUCAAGAUGAAAUAAUCCGUAUUGCUAAGCUUCGCGGCGUUUCCAUGAUUCAUCCGGGUUAUGGCUUUCUUUCCGAAAAUGCAGAAUUUGCUAGGAAGGUCGAGGCGGCUGGAAUCGCUUUUGUUGGCCCUCCGCCGGAUGUCAUUGAGAAAAUGGGUGACAAGACGAAAGCUAGAGAAAUCGCGAUCCAAUGCGGUGUUCCCGUAGUUCCUGGUAGUGAUGGACCCAUUUUAAAUCUAUCGGAAGUCGAGGAAUUUGUAUCUAAAUACGGAUUUCCAAUCAUCAUUAAAGCUGCGAUGGGAGGAGGUGGUCGUGGCAUGCGAGUUGUCCGUGAUGCAUCCUCGCUUUCUAAUUCCUUCGAACGUGCAAAAUCGGAAGCAUUAGCCGCUUUUGGUGAUGGCACGGUUUUUGUAGAACGAUUUUUGGAUAGACCAAAACACAUUGAAGUUCAGUUAUUGGCUGACGGAGCUGGUAAUGUGAUACAUCUGUUUGAACGCGAUUGUUCGGUUCAGAGGCGUCAUCAAAAAGUGGUUGAAGUUGCACCAGCCGUUAAUCUUGUGAGUUCGGUUCGUGACGCAAUUCUCGAAGACGCUAUAAAACUUGCAAAACACUCAGGUUACCGAAAUGCUGGUACUGCCGAAUUCCUUGUUGACCAACAGAACAGACACUAUUUCAUCGAGAUAAAUCCCAGGAUUCAGGUCGAACAUACCAUAACGGAGGAGAUCACGGGUAUUGACAUAGUCGCAGCUCAGAUCCAAAUAGCUGGUGGUGCCACCCUCAACCAAUUAUCACUUGUGCAAAAUCGGAUACAGACACGAGGUUAUGCGAUUCAAUGUCGUAUUACGACCGAGGAUCCAUCAGAAAGCUUUCAACCGGAUACUGGAAAAAUUGAAGUGUAUCGGUCAUCUGGUGGAAAUGGUGUUCGUCUGGAUGGGGGUGCAGGAUAUAUCGGCGCGGUGAUUACACCACAUUACGAUUCACUGUUGGUCAAGGUUACAUGUAGAGGGCAGACAUUUGAGGUCGCCAGACGAAAGGUUCUCAGAGCUAUAGUCGAAUUCCGAAUUCGAGGUGUAAAGACAAACCUUCCAUUCUUGCAACGUCUGCUAACGCAUGAAACCUUUAUGUCCGGAAGCGUAUGGACAACCUUCAUCGAUGAUACACCGGAACUUUUCAGGUUGGUUAGCAGCAAGAACCGCGCGCAGAAAAUAUUAAAAUACUUGGGCGAUGUAGUCGUCAACGGAAGCAGCAUCAAAGGUCAAAUCGGUGAACCAGCUUACAAAUCACCACUUACUUUACCAGUAAUUCGAUCUUUAGCCGGUCCCGAACCCGUAGAUGUGCGCCAUCCUCCAGAAUAUGGUUGGAGACACAUUUUAAUUGAACAGGGACCCGAGGCGUUUGCCAAAGCAGUUCGUGAUUAUAAGGGAGUAUUGAUUAUGGAUACAACAUGGAGAGAUGCUCACCAAAGUUUACUGGCGACCAGAGUUAGAACUAUUGCACCGAGCACGGCUCACGCUCUUGCAAACGCAUAUUCUCUUGAGAUGUGGGGUGGUGCCACUUUUGAUGUUUCCAUGAGAUUUUUGUAUGAGGAUCCUUGGGACCGUCUGACCAAAUUGCGUAAACUAGUUCCAAACAUUCCCUUCCAAAUGCUUCUUCGUGGAGCAAACGCAGUUGGUUAUACGUCAUAUCCGGACAAUGUUGUUUACGAGUUUUGUAAAAAAGCAACAGAAUACGGAAUGGACAUUUUCCGUAUUUUUGAUUCACUAAACUAUAUUGAAAAUAUGAAAUUGGGUAUAGACGCAGUGAAAAAAGCCGGUGGUGUUGUAGAGGCGGUCGUUUGCUACUCCGGCGAUCUCUCUAACCCCAAUAAGAAGAAAUAUAAUUUAGAAUAUUAUUUAAAUUUCGUUGAACAAUUAGUAAAUGAGGGAAUUCACAUACUAGCCAUCAAAGAUAUGGCAGGGCUAUUGAAGCCUGAGGCAGCGAGAAUUCUAAUUGGCGCCAUCAGGAAAAGAUGGCCUUCUUUGCCAAUUCAUGUUCACACACACGAUACUGCCGGUACAGGUGUUGCCAGUAUGUUGGCGGCUGCUGAGGCAGGCGCUGAUGUGAUCGACCUUGCCAUUGAUAGCAUGUCCGGUGUGACUUCACAACCAUCGAUGGGCGCCGUGGUAUCUGCUCUUGAAAACACACAUCUUGGUACUGGCAUCAGACAAGAGGAUGUGUACGCGUUAAAUUCGUAUUGGGAGCAGGCACGUAAAUUGUAUAGCUGUUUUGAUGCUGGAAUAUUGUCAGCCGAUUCUUCGGUAUAUGAACACGAGAUGCCUGGUGGUCAAUACACCAAUUUGAUGUUCCAAGCAUCGCAAUUGGGUCUUGGUAAACAAUGGAAUGAGGUCAAGAAGGCAUAUUGUGAUGCUAAUAAACUUUGCGGAGACAUCGUAAAGGUUACCCCUAGUUCAAAAGUUGUAGGAGACUUUGCACAAUUUCUCGUGGCAAACAAGCUUUCAUAUGAGGAUGUCAUUGAGAAGGCGAAAUCAUUGUCGUUUCCGGUGUCAGUCGUAGAAUUUUUCCAGGGCUACUUGGGUCAACCAUUCGGAGGUUUUCCCGAACCUCUACGUACAGAUAUCGUCCGUGACUUACCAAGACUUGACAUUCGACCUGGGGCAUCGAUGGAGCCGUUGGAUCUCACAAAAUUAAAGGCUGACCUAGUAGCCAAAUAUGGACGCUCAAUCCGAACUGUGGAUGUGGUAUCUGCUGCACUUUAUCCAAAGGUGUUUGCCGAGUAUCGUGAUGUCAUAGAAAAAUUUGGAGAUUUAUCGGUAAUUCCUACCAGGUACUUCAUAUGCAAGCCAGAGGUUGGAGAAGAGUUUAACAUUGAUCUGGAGGAGGGGGUCACGUUGAUCGUCAAAUUUUUGGCAGUUGGACCGUUGAACGUCACUACCGGAAAACGCGAAGUAUUCUUUGAGCUGAAUGCUGUUGAGGCAAUCCACCGAGAAAAAGCGGAUCCUAGUAAACCCGGAGAAAUUGGAGCACCAAUGUCCGGUGUUGUAAUUGAAGUCAGAGCCAAAGAGGGAGCUGAAGUCAUGGCAGGAGAUCCAAUAUGCGUCCUUUCCGCAAUGAAGAUGGAAACCGUAGUCACAUCGACGGUCGCCGGAAAAGUUGAGCACGUGGCGGUUAAAGAGAACGAUUCAUUAUCACCAGGUGAUCUAGUUGUCAGGAUAACUAAGGAGUAG
Acaulospora morrowiae is the source of this 3480-nucleotide messenger RNA. Lineage: Eukaryota; Fungi; Glomeromycota; Glomeromycetes; Diversisporales; Acaulosporaceae. The record is from the annotation of a GenBank genome assembly.